AUGGCUAGCCCUGGAACCAUUUUGGAAUUGCCAGACCAAACCACCCCCCUGGUACCUGAAUCCCCAGACGAGUCAUGGUUUGUCGAUCAGAACUCCACUAUUUUUGGCCAUAUGCCUUCGCCCGGCAUGCAUCGACAGAAUCAGGCUGCACUGCGAUCGGACGGAGAACAUGAUCGAGAACCUGGCGAUGACCCCGAAAUCCCCUGCCUCGCUUCCCCUGGGACAACGCUUGUUUCGGACCCAGAAUACCGCCCUUUGCUCUUUGGAUUGGCGGAUCCAAUGCGCUGGUUGACGGUCGUCGACUUCUGGGGCGCUUUGGGAAAGGCGAUGAACCUGACGUGCAAGCGAGACUUGCAAAUUCAUUGA
Molecule: messenger RNA, 366 nt
Organism: Penicillium cosmopolitanum
Lineage: Eukaryota; Fungi; Ascomycota; Eurotiomycetes; Eurotiales; Aspergillaceae
Exons: 2
Coding region: 1-366 (121 amino acids)
Source: RefSeq, a predicted model, not a curated record